AUGUCAACAAAUAGUAUUACCCCGUCAUCGUCCUUCCUACGACCAUAUAUUGGUUCACGUCGUAAUCGAUAUUUUAUCGAUAACAAACUAUCGCCAUCGUUAUUAUUAUUAAAUAAUUAUUGUUUUUCAACAACUCCAUCAUCAAAAUCAUUUUUACUUAAUCAAUCGAAGAAAAGAAUUUAUUUAUCGAACGGAGUGACUACCAAUACUUUACAAGAACCAAUUCCAACGGAAUAUAUUUCUUCUCCGAUUCCAUUAGACGAACAACAAUUGUAUCAAGGACAGACAACAAAGAAUUCUUUGUCUCCGUCCUCAUCUUCAUUACUUUUCUCUCCAACUGCUGAGAACGUAACGUCUAGAACUGUUUACAAUCGUUCUCCUCAUUCUUUCGUCAAAGAACAGCAAAAAAUUCGCCAUCAUCAACAAUACGAACAACAACAUUCCCACGAGCAAUUUUCAAGUAACGAAAAUAGAAAUAAUCAAUACUUUCUAUCAGAACAAUUUAAGUAUCAACAAAAGCGAAAACAACCAUCAAUUUACAAUCAUCAUAUUGAUCUAAACGAUCUUCCAAAGGAAAAUAACUCUUUUUCAUCAUCAAAUUUAUUAAAUAAUAAUAUUACUUUACAACAAAACAAUAAUAAUCAAUCUUAUCAUUUGACAUCAACACCUUUUCAAUUACCAGUUUCAUCUCAUUAUUCAACAACAAGCAAUAAUAAUUUUACUUUAGAAUCAUCAAAUAAAAACAAUUAUAGCAAAUCAUUACCUGAUAUAUCUAAUAAUAUUCUCAAUCGAUUAUCAACUCCAAGAUUUUCUACAGAUAUUCAACUUCAAUAUGAUGUUGACCAACUAAAUAAUAUGUCAUCAUUACGAUAUUCAUCACAAUUAGGUAUGGGUCGAACAACAGCAUAUUCAUAUGAUCAACGAAUAAGUGAUCAAGGUGAUAAAUAUAUUAUUCAACUUAAAACAGAUGAUUAUCAAGAGAAUGAAUUUUCAAUCGCACCACGCUAUUAUAUGAAUCAAUUAAUUAUUGAUGCUAAACAUAGUGAAGAAGAUAAUAAUGGUGGUUAUUUACGUCGUGAAUUACAUAAAGUAUUUAAUAUUCCCAAACAUGUUGAUUUAAAUAAAUAUACAUAUACAUAUAAUAAAAAUACUCUAGAAUUAACAAUUGAAAUGCCUUAUUUACAACCAAUAACAAAUGAAAAUAAAAAUAAUUCUUCAUUCAUUCCACCAAUUCAAAAUACAAUUCAAUCAUUAACAUUUUCUUAUGGUGAUAUUAAUUUAGCCAAUGGAGAAAAAAUUUCACCAACAAUACAUAAUCAAUUAGAUCAUCAUCAUAAUGUCACUACUACUAAUACAAAUAAUAAAAAUGAAUAUGGUACAGGAAUUAAUAAUAGUUCAACAAUAACACAUAAUACAUUAGCUAUGGGACCAAUAAAUGAAUCAUCAAUUGAAAGUACUAAACCUUUUGAUUAUGAUUUAUUUCAUCGAUCAAUAUUUUGUCCACAAAUUAUUCAAACAACAUCAAAUGAAAAAAAUAUUCAUGAAAAAAAAUUACUUAUGUCUUUAGAUUUAAGUGAUUAUCAACCCGAAGAUAUAAAAGUAUCAGUUCAAGAACAAGAAUUAAUUGUUAAAGCAGAAAGAAAAAUCGAAACUAAUACACGUAAAUCACGUACAUCAUUUUUUCAAUCAACUAGUUUACCACCACAAACUGAUAUUGAACAUUUAAAAUCAAAUUAUAUUGAUGGAAAAUUAAUUAUUGAAGCACCAUAUCUUGAACAACGGAUUAAAACAAUUCAAAAUCAAGAAAAAAAUGGGUGA
Messenger RNA from Rotaria sp. Silwood2, 1818 nucleotides. NCBI's taxonomy places the organism in Eukaryota, Metazoa, Rotifera, Eurotatoria, Philodinida, Philodinidae. The record is from the annotation of a GenBank genome assembly.